CUUAUCCGUACCAACGAGUUGAUCUGAUCUGCCCCUACCUACCGGUUUGCAAGAUAGCAAGUCGAUGUAGUACCUUCAUCUCGUUUCGCAGGAAUGGAUAGACACGAGAAGCGACCAAGGUCAGACAAAUUCCCCCUUACCGGGGCCCCGUCACGUGAUGCGGCGUUUCUUCCCCCGGUCACGUGGGGCGAUCCUUUCUUCAGCCUUGACCACGCGAUGCACAGUCUGUCUUCCUCCUCAAGAGGAAAAAUGGGAAAACGUUAACGACGACAUGAUUUGAACUCUCCGCUGCAUACCUCGUGUGAAGAGUGUAGCAGGAUCAAGGACAAUUAAGCGUGCGCGGUCGAGGGAGGCCGUGGCUAGUCUUGACAAGGCUCCGACUGACGCUCACGUUUUCACUACCACACCAUUUCUGUCAGAGUCCGGCUGGAAUCUCCAGCAAAUGGCUGAGGCAAACAGGCCUGAUAGGACUGCAGCAAGUGCAGGACAAUCAUGUCGAGAAUGUCGCCGACGCAAAGGAAAAUGCGACGGAAAAAUGCCCGUGUGCUCGAUUUGUCAAAGAUAUAACCGACAUUGCCUCUACGACAAACAUAGUAGGUCGUCGUUGACAAGAAAGCAUCUUACAGAAGUCGAGGAACGGCUAGAGAAGGCCGAGGCAUUGCUAAGGACGGUCUUCACUGAAGCACAACUGGCUGAGAUGUUGGCCCAUGGUGCCUCUGCCGGCACCAACCACGCAUUCAGAGGAACGAAUGCGACUCAAUCCGCUUCACAAGGAGCCACUCAAACCAUCAAUGAGCCUGUUUCUUCAAGUUUCUUUCGCCAAACAGAGCAGAAAACGGACUCCAGCAUUCUGCAGCCUGGAGCUGUUGGAGCAUCAGCAAAUGAUGCCCAAGGAACUUCCCUGUCUUUCGAGAGUUUGCCGGCGGCCGAGGAUGACUUUGAGUGGGAUGAGCGAGAACCGUCAUGGGCGAUGCCUGAUCCUGGGGGCGAGAGCAGCGUCCCCGAAACUGAUGCUGAAGCCGAUAUACCUAGGAUUACCGAUGGCAUGGCCACGCUCACGGCCGAUGACUCCAACACCGGCUUUUGGGGUUCAGUAUCAGGCGCAGCACUUCUACGGCUAAUAUGGAUGGGCAAUGCGAUCGAAGCAGGAGACGAGAGACCGGAGCUGAGGAGAGAGCGGCGGAAAAGUCUGGAGCAACUCUUCAAGAAGAGUCCGGAGCAAUAUGCCUCGUCUCUAUCAUGGCUGCAGACACAGCCGCUGAUCACUCGAGCGGUCGUGGACAACCUGGUCGACGCCUACUUCGCCUUCUACCAUCCUACAUUUCCCAUCUUGCACGAACCGACCUUUAGAGAGCAAUAUGCCAAACUCAAUGGUCGUCCCGGUGGAAGUACAAGCACAUGGCAUAUCUUGGCGAAUCUGGUCGCUGCUCUUGGCUCGUUCGUUUCGACAACGUGUUCCGACGACACUCACAUUACGUUAUUCAACGGCGUCAAGGGCAAUCUGACGAUAGGGUCGCUGGAAACAGGAAGCUUGAAUCUUGUCCAGGCGUUCGCCCUGGCGGCAAACUAUUUGCAAAAGAGGAAUCGGCCUAACAGCGGCUACAACUAUGGAGGUAUUGCGCUGCGGAUGGCGAUCUCUUUGGGUCUUCACAAGGAAUUCCAUGGCUGGCGGACGACUCCGUUCAAAAAGGAGAUCCGACGGCGAGUGUGGUGGUCGUUAUGUGUGUUGGAUGUUGGAGCCACAGUGACCUACGGCCGGCCGCUCAACUGGCCGCAAGUUGGGGUGGAAACUGCGUUUCCCCUGAACAUACACGAAAGGGAUCUCUCCCCAAGCUCAACCACGGUCCCUCCCGAAGUCAACGAGGCCACCAUCUACACUUACAUCCGGACGCAAUCGUCAUAUCAUCUCCGGACCAUACCGAUAUAUAACCGCUUAAUAUCAAACCCUGUGCCUUCUGCAGGCGAGCUGAUUUCUCUCGACGAUGAAUUGGUGCAAGGCUGGUUGACAAGUCUUCCAGCCUACUACUCUGACCAAGACCUUCCUCUUCCACAAGGAUUCUUACUCGGCCACGCCAUUGGUCGUUGGCGGUUCCGCCUUCUUCGGAUCAUCAUGUACCGACCAUUUUUGAUCCGGUGGGCACAGAAUGGCUUGGUAGGUUCUGUAAAGUCUUUGGGGACCAGUUCGUCUGGGCCAGGGUCAGCGCCGCCUGCAGAGUCAGUCGCCACGAUGCGCUGUUUUCAAGCUGCCGAGGAAUGUAUUUCGUGCAUCUAUCAAUUCUGGGCGGCGGGAACACACACCAGGCUGGCCGCUUGGUAUGUUCUCUACUUCCUUCUGCAAGCCGCCUUGAUUCCCAUCCACUGUUUGCGCCGGAAUCCUUCUCAUCCCGACGCUGCAUCGUGGCGCACUCAAGUCCAGACUUCCUUGGACAUCAUCAAUUCCAUGAUCAACAUCAACUUGAACCCAAGCGCGCCCAAAUGCCGUGACAUUAUUUACCGGCUAUGCGGCAGCAGUCUUGGACCGCAUGGGGCGGCGGCGCAAGCAUCUCACAUGCAAACACAUACACACCCACACUCACAACCACCACAAUCGUCGCGACUACACCCACACCCAGAGGUCAAUGUCAAGACAGAGGAUGAUAUCACCGUCAACCCGAAUUCGAACAUGGACUCUUCCUGGCCCACACUAUUCCCGACCGCUGGGUUCGCGGCUAACCCGUCCUUUUCCUACUCAGCGUCCGGCACUGGCCCUGGGGCAGCCGCAGACGGCAGCGGUGGCGGAGAAGGCGACCUUAUGGAUCCCUGGAUGGCAGAAGUCGACACCGCAAUCGACAACUACGACAUCUACUGUGAUCGACUAAGCAACGCUGCCAUGGCCGGGAUGGGAUUAGCGCCGCAGUACAAUAGCAGCAGUAACAGCGGCCAUACUUACGGGGCCCCUGCAGGCGGUAGCGGUAGCGGCGGCGGCGUGGUCGGUGGAUCUGGAUCUGGAUCUGGAUCUUUGGAUACUAGUAUUGCUGACGGCACAGAGAUCGGCACAGGUGUGCAGGAUUGGGAUUGGGGGUUAAUCCUGUAGUGCUGUACAGCGUUGUGGUACAAAGUUGGCACACUGGCACAUGUGGUCUUACAUACUCCUACUGUAUAACGUGCAUAAAAAUUUCAAACUAACGCAACCUCGAAGACCCGAGAAUGAAGCUGCCCUGUUCUCGUGCUCGAGGUAAGCUUGAUGUGAUGCUGUAUGAAAUUCUAUAAUACAAAUUGAGAUCAGAGGGGUUGGGAGGACCUCGUUCCACCCAGAGUACCUUACAUACCCAGUCAGUCGACCCUCACUACUCAGGACCGGAGAUCAAGAUCAACCAGACACCAGAUCACCACCCACCCCGGCCUCGUUGGUAUGAAAAUCCUCCUCUUCAAGCAUCUGACACAGCUCAUGCGUCGUCCGAAACCUCCCCUUUGUCCAACACGCCUCGAUGACGGAUCCCAGAAAGACAUCGUCCGUAAUAAUAGCAGGGAGUUUAUCUCUGGAUGGCCA
Messenger RNA from Exophiala dermatitidis NIH/UT8656, 3529 nucleotides. RefSeq names its product transcriptional regulatory protein GAL4. Gene Ontology annotation, biological process: positive regulation of transcription from RNA polymerase II promoter by galactose; DNA-templated transcription. Gene Ontology annotation, cellular component: nucleus. The record is from RefSeq and is a predicted model, not a curated record. Bases 443 to 3073 code for a protein of 876 amino acids. The transcript is spliced from 4 exons. Gene Ontology annotation, molecular function: zinc ion binding; RNA polymerase II cis-regulatory region sequence-specific DNA binding; DNA-binding transcription factor activity, RNA polymerase II-specific. NCBI's taxonomy places the organism in Eukaryota, Fungi, Ascomycota, Eurotiomycetes, Chaetothyriales, Herpotrichiellaceae.